Elaeis guineensis (African oil palm) is the source of this 907-nucleotide messenger RNA. RefSeq names its product ethylene-responsive transcription factor ERF019. Lineage: Eukaryota; Viridiplantae; Streptophyta; Magnoliopsida; Arecales; Arecaceae. Gene Ontology annotation, biological process: regulation of DNA-templated transcription. The record is from RefSeq and is a predicted model, not a curated record. Gene Ontology annotation, molecular function: DNA-binding transcription factor activity; DNA binding.
UCUUCCAAUUCAAACACCCCUGGCUCAAAACACAGAGCAACACCCAACCAAAGGUAAACGCCAACCACCUGCCGGAUUCCGGUCAACAUGAGCAGCCCGCAAGAAGGCACCCCCACCGCCGGUGAGAGGAACUACAGCGGGGUACGUCGCCGGAAAUGGGGGAAAUGGGUGUCGGAGAUCCGUGUCCCGGGAAGCCGGGAACGCCUGUGGCUCGGCUCCUACGCCACCCCGGAGGCUGCGGCGGUGGCCCAUGACACCGCCGUCUUCUUCCUCAGAGGCCCCGAUCAGUCUCACGCUCUCAAUUUCCCCGACCGCGUCGCAAUGUAUACAUGGACCAGCAUGUCGCCUAGAUCAAUACAGAGGGUGGCGUCGAACUCCGGGAUGGCGGUCGAUGCGCAGUUGGUGGUCCGAAGGCCCCAAGUCCAAAUGAAGCCACCAACACAGAGAGCAGAAGUUGGUGCAAUGGAGGGUGUCAAUUGGAGAGAGAGUGGAGAGUAUGGUUUUUAUGAGGGGAGUGAACUUGGAGGAGAUUUAUGCAUUGAAGACAUGGACUUCUUUAUGUAGAAUCUUCAUCAGAAGUUGAUAGCGUUUGACAAGUUGGAUAUGAUGUUCUUUGUCGGGGGAAGAGACUAAGGACUCUCAGGUUAUAGGAGUCCUCCCUCACAUAAGAUUAGUAAUCAGUCCCUGGUUUUUAAGGAGGGAAGAAACCAAUAUUGAAAGGUCUUAUUUUAUCCAGUUCAACCGGAGGGAAAAUGCUAUGAUUUUUGUUAUUUGAAAAAAAAGGUUAUAAUUUUGUUUCCUAUAAAAAAGAAUUGUUGGGGGUUCCACUAUUUUGACCUGAAACAUGACAACUAUCCGUUGGGUUUGGGGAGGAACAAUCUUGAGAUGCUGCUCUUGCUGUUUUUAA